AUGGCGCCCGCUCAGCAGCAAGCCGAUCUGCUCGUUGACCAGGAUGCGCAUCCAAUCGUCAACGAGGAAGUCCGAAGCCAAACAGAGUCGCAGGAUGAUGCAGCCCUUCUGAGGACCAUGGGCUACAAGCCAGUCCUUCAUAGAACAUAUACAUUUUUCGAGAACUUUGCGACCACGUUUGCUGCGCUUUACUUCGUCGGUGGUGUGCGUGUUACUUUCAGUACCGGUAUUGCGGCUGGUGGUAACUUGGCCUACUGGACGAGUUAUUUAGUUACCAUGGUCUUCACCUAUAUUACUGCCGCGGUCAUUGCGGAGGUCUGCUCGGCCUCCCCGUCUGCUGGGUCCAUUUAUCUGUGGGCUGCUGAAGCCGGUGGUCCUCGAUUCGGCCGACUCCUUGGCUUCAUCGUCGCAUGGUGGAGUACUACCGCAUGGACGACGUUCUGCGCCAGCAACACCCAAGCAGCUGUGAACUACAUGCUCUCGGAGCUGACGGUCUUCAAUGUCGAUUUCCCGACGGACACAUCGAGCGUCAAGUUCCGUGCGGUUCAAUGGAUCUGCACAGAAAUCCUGCUCGCACUGGCUGCUAUCUUGAACUUCAUGCCGCCCAGAUACUUCCGCUAUGUGUUCUGGUUCUCAUCCAUGGUUGUGCUGCUCGAUUUCAUCCUGAACAUCAUCUGGCUCCCCAUCGGCGCACACAAUACCUGGGGUUUCCGAACUGCCGAAGAAGCCUUCAUGUCGACCUACAACGGCACCGGCGCUCCGCCAGGCUGGAACUGGUGUCUGUCCUAUCUCGCAACAGCGGGUAUCCUGAUCGGAUUCGACGCAUCCGGCCACGUCGCUGAGGAGACCAAAAACGCCUCCAUAACCGCAGCGCGAGGCAUCUUCUGGAGCACAAUAGUGAGCGGAAUCGGAGGACUGGCCACCAUCAUCCUGUUCCUCUUCUGCGCGCCUGACCCCGACACCCUCUUUUCAUUCGGCUCCCCGCAGCCAUUCGUCCCCCUCUACGCCGUUGUCCUCGGUAGAGGCGGCCACAUUUUCAUGAACGUAAUCUGCAUCGUCGCCCUGUGGCUCAACACCGCAAUCGCAAUCGUAGCGGCCUCGCGUCUCGUCUUCGCCGUAGCCCGCGACGGCGUCCUCCCCUUCUCAUCAUGGGUCUCCAAAGUCCACAACGGCCAGCCCCGCAACGCCGUGAUCGUCGUGUGGGCCGUAGCAGCCCUCAUCACCUGCACACUCCUCCCCUCCGACGUGGCGUUCACCUCGCUCGUCUCCGCCGCCGGUGUCCCCAGCGCCGCAGCCUACGGCCUCAUCUGUCUCGCCCGUCUCCUCUGCACCCCGAAGCGCUUUCCCAAGCCCCAAUGGAGUCUCGGAAAAUGGAGCAAACCGUUCCAGUUCAUCGGCGUGUUCUGGAAUGGAUGGGUUGUUGCCGUUCUCUUUUCGCCGUAUGCGUUUCCCGUUACCGGGGCGAAUCUGAAUUAUGCGCCGAUUAUCAUGGCGGGUGUUACUAUUUUUGCGCUUAUUUCGUACUUUGCUAUGCCUGAGGAAGCGUGGUUGCCGCGGAACCGGAUCUCGCAUUUCAUCGAUAGUAAAGGCGCGCAGGCGACUGUCGAGGAGGUGGAGCGGCCUUCGGGUGAAGAUCAGGGGACCAGUAGUGCACGGCUAUGA
Molecule: messenger RNA, 1662 nt
Organism: Aspergillus pseudonomiae
Lineage: Eukaryota; Fungi; Ascomycota; Eurotiomycetes; Eurotiales; Aspergillaceae
Product: putative amino acid permease
Exons: 10
Coding region: 1-1662 (553 amino acids)
Biological process (GO): transmembrane transport
Cellular component (GO): membrane
Molecular function (GO): transmembrane transporter activity
Source: RefSeq, a predicted model, not a curated record